This is a messenger RNA of Sodiomyces alkalinus F11, 1554 nucleotides long. RefSeq lists its product as hypothetical. The transcript is spliced from 2 exons. The record is from RefSeq and is a predicted model, not a curated record. NCBI's taxonomy places the organism in Eukaryota, Fungi, Ascomycota, Sordariomycetes, Glomerellales, Plectosphaerellaceae. Bases 1 to 1554 code for a protein of 517 amino acids.
AUGGCAGUUGCCCUGGGGCCCAUUGCAGGCGCUACGGCCUUUUUGUCUUUUUCCCUCACCAGCAAGAGCAGUUACGAGAACCACGACCAUUCAGUACACAUCGCCCGAGCAUCUGAUGCUGAAAACUUUUCUCCCAACGCCGAUUCCGCCGAGGUUUUGAGUGACCCGGACCCGGCCUUUCUCCCCAUCCAAGUUGGCGCCAUCGCUGGUGCGUAUGGUGUCUCGCUUGUAGUCGUGGCCUUUUUCAUUCUCGUGCUCUCCAAGAGGCGUCGAGAAAUCCUCGCCGCUGGCGACAACGAAACAGAUUUCAUCGAAGAAGAUACGAAACCACUCCCCCCGAACCUCAGGAUCGUUCCGCCCACUUCCCCCCGCAGCAUUCCUCGAAGCCCCGUCCGCACUUUCUCCGGCUCCUCCCCGGAUAGAGCCGACCUCUUCUUCCCCAGCCCGCAGACGCCCUACAUCGCACCGUCGCCGUCAUCGAGCGCCUGCGCCCCCGGAGUUGAUCUCUCGGUCGACCAGAGGGUGGUCGCCACUGACAGACAAAUGGCGCAAACUCAGCUCGAGGAGAUGUACAAGUAUGUACUAGAGCACGAGGAGGCAAAGCAGCAGGGCAUUAUCCUGCAGGACACGCCGGUGCUUUCCACAGCCUCGCGAACGUCUACGUCGGACCAGUCGUCAUCCACAGGGAUGUCCCGGAAGGAAAAGAACAAGCCGGCGCAGCUCAACUUGUCCAAGGAAGACAAGACGCAGUCCAGGACUUCGUCCAUUCUCUCGGCCUUGCGGUCGCCGAGGAAGAAGAGUGGCGUCAAAGGGAUGGUCAUCUCGUCACCCAUGAUGACGCCCAAGUCGGGAACAUUUCCCGGGCCCGAGUCGCAGGAGAUGAAUACCAUCCCCCCGCGGCAUUACGCACCUCUGCCCCCUCCUCCUCCUCCUCCUCCGCCUCCCGUCCCGUCGAACCAAGCGCCUUUCGGUGCCGUCCAGCAACUGCGCCGACCCAGCCAGGGGCAAAUCUCCCCCGUCUCGCCCGGCCCUUCGCCGGAGAGCACCCAGAGCAUCGACGAGCGCAUAGGGGCACACCUGGCCGAGAAGGAGAGGCGGAGCCGGUCAGCGCCUCGGAGCGAAACCGACCCGGCCUCGGCAUCCUCGGAGACACCCCUGAUAGGGCUCCCGGGGUCGCCCAAGCCCAGCAUCACACGGUUCCCGCCCUUGCCGUCGUCCCCGAAACCCGGGGCGACGUUCCAGAAAAAAGCCCCACCCUCCGCAGUCCGCACCGGCGGGACGCUGCCGCUACGGGCGUACGAACCGGCCGUGGCGUCGCCGACGUCGUCGCAGACAGUGACGAAACAGACCGUCUUCGCGCGCGCGGGCCCGCUAUCGCCCAUGACGGCCCGCACGCCGGGCACCGCGGUGCCCUACUCACCUUACCAGCCGUUCACGCCCUGUAUGCCCAUGACGCCGUCGCUGGUGAGCAGGGCGGAUCGAAAGCGGAUGAAGAAGCUGGAGCCCAAGACGCCGACCAUGGAGCUGGUCCAGGAGGACAACGACAUUUGGUAG